Messenger RNA from Leptosia nina, 2019 nucleotides. Lineage: Eukaryota; Metazoa; Arthropoda; Insecta; Lepidoptera; Pieridae. The record is from the annotation of a GenBank genome assembly.
AUGUCGUUGAGGUCGAAGGCCCUGGCGCUGGUGGAAGUGUUGCUAAGGGUGCCGCCGCUGUUUGUUGUCGAUGAGUUCCUCAAAAUCAGUCUCGGGCUGCCCGUGUCCGCCGGCGAGGAAGUGUCCGUCCUAUCAAAUAUCACGGAUGACCACGUCGAUAUAUCCGACACUGAAGCGAUCUACUACGACGCCACUUUCUACAACGCGUUCGCCUUCAUUCUUCUUAAAUUCCUCGUCUGCUGUUUAGGAUGUAUGUCAGCACUCUGCGUUUUCGUGUUGUACACGAAACACCUCAUCAUCGUUUAUCUCUACUUGCUGUCGCUGGGCAUUGUCUUCGUCUCCUACUGGACCAACGUCUCUGCGAUCAAGCAAAUCCAAGCGUUGACCUUGGCUGCUACGUCGACACAGCCCUCUGUGAGCAUCCUAGAAGACAUCUUGAACUUAAACCUGAAGAGCCUACUUGAUCUCGAUGGCCCCGGAAUCUUGGUCGUACAAAAUUUUGCGAUACAAUUCACUCUCUCAGUAAUAUUCCGCAACGUCCAUCUCGGUCCCCGACAUCAAACGCUUCAGAAGCUUUUGCCGAUCACCUUUAUGGCUCCAUCGUUUUUGGCCAUGCUACCAGUUCCUCCAAAUUUGUUGCAUCAUUCGCCAGUAUUUUCCGCUUUGCUACCUUUGUGUCUAGUCAAAUACGUACUCUGGUCUUCGGCGUACGACGUUAUACAUGUUAUUUAUGCUGGAUACCAACACGGAAGACUUUUUGUCAGCAAUUUUGGACUAUCCGCCCUAGUUGAAACAGAAUGGAUUCGCUUGAACAUACCUUGCGUCCUCAGAGUGUUUUGGGUAUUGCGAGUCGCUGAACACGCGAUGUUACUUCUCAUGGAUAAUUACGAUGAAGAUUCCGAUGAAGGAUUGAAGGUCUCCACGUUACUAGCAGUCCAGUCCCUCGCCUCGAUGGCGAAAUCGUUGUUAGUAACUGGAUGUGAGACUAUAACUGCCGUUCUCGGCAUGACCUCCGUCAUAUCAUUCUUCUGUCACUACAUCGGGAGCUUCUUCCAAUGGAUCUUGUUGACAGACGAAGAAGAAGACAAGAGCAUAGGAACAGUAUCAGCUAUACUAUUUUACAUCCUCGCCCUGCAAACCGGCCUAACGACACUGAAUCCAGAGAAGAGAUUCGUCCGUUUGUGUCGAAAUUUUUGCUUGCUUUUCACGGCUUUACUACACUUUUUGCACAACAUCGUUAAUCCUAUGCUGAUGUCUCUGAGCGCUUCUCACAACCCCAGCACCCACAGACACGUCAGGGCAUUAGGCGUUUGCGCUUUCUUGAUAAUCUUUCCGAUCUCAUUGCUAGUGUACUUAUGGUCCCAACACACAAUAUCUACAUGGCUUUUGGCUGUGAGCGCCUUCAGUAUCGAAGUCAUCGUGAAAGUGAUAGUGAGCCUAAUGAUAUAUUCACUUUUUUUAAUAGACGCGUACAGAAGUACAUUUUGGGAGCAAUUGGACGAUUACGUUUACUACAUACGCGCUUUCGGAAACACGAUAGAGUUUUGUUUUGGCAUCUUCCUAUUUUUCAACGGCGCUUGGAUUUUACUAUUCGAGUCGGGAGGUGCGAUUCGAGCUGUGAUGAUGUGUAUUCACGCUUACUUCAAUAUUUGGUGUGAAGCGCGCGCCGGCUGGUCGGUGUUCAUGAAGCGACGAACGGCGGUCAAUAAGAUAAACUCACUGAGGGAGGCUUCCGUGCAACAACUAGACCGUCUGGAUGACGUCUGCGCUAUCUGUUAUCAAGAGAUGCAUUCGGCUAAGAUCACGCGAUGCAACCACUUCUUCCACGGAGUGUGCCUGCGGAAGUGGCUCUACGUUCAGGAUCGCUGUCCUCUCUGCCACGACAUACUCUACAAGAUAGACAACGAUCCGACGAAGGACAACAAUUCAGAGGAUAGCAACGAAGACAACAGCGAUAACCAAAAUAUACUCCUCGACGAUGAAGACCCAGAUCUACUGCUCGGCGAAGGUGUGAGAUGA